GAAAGGUUCCUGCCAUCGAAACAGUUGAAAAAAAACGCCACUACAAAAAAAAAGAGGAAGAAGAGGAGCGAGAAGGACAAGGUGGAAGAGAGGAACAAGGGGUCCAGUACGAAUAUCAAAGGGGAAAGAAAGGAAAAGAAAAAGCAGUAGAAUAUGAAGAAAAUAAUGCUGAAGAU
Molecule: messenger RNA, 176 nt
Organism: Diversispora eburnea
Lineage: Eukaryota; Fungi; Glomeromycota; Glomeromycetes; Diversisporales; Diversisporaceae
Source: the annotation of a GenBank genome assembly